AUGUCCUCUGGUAAACUUCAUAAAUACAACGAUAACUUAGUCGCUUUUGAAUUUAAUUCCACUACCCCUAAUCCAACAGAUAAUGCAAUCAUAUUCAUUGGUGGUCUUGGUGAUGGAUUAUUAACUGUCCCAUAUUUAUCAAAAUUAAAUGAAUCCUUACCAACCAAUUGGUCAUUAUUUCAAAUAUUAAUCAGUUCUUCAUAUCAAGGAUGGGGUACAGGUUCAUUAGAUCGUGAUAUUAAAGAAAUUAAACAAUUUGUUGAUUAUUUACAUGGGUUAGGAAAACAAAAGGUUGUCUUGUUUGGUCAUUCAACUGGGACUCAAGAUUCAAUUCAUUAUGCUUUACAAAACCAAGGUCAAGGGAUUGAUGGGAUUAUUUUACAAGCUCCUGUUAGUGAUCGUGAAGCUAUUGUUAAGAGUUCUAAAGAAGACGGAUUAGAUUUAGAUUCAUAUAAUAAAGAAGCUCAAGAAUUUUUUGAUAAACAAGGUCCACAAGCUGUUUUACCUAAAAAGUUUAGUGAUUUUUUGUUUGGUGUUAGUGCUAUUAGUAGUUAUAGAUGGUUAUCAUUAACUUUGGAAAAUGGGGAUGAUGAUUAUUUUUCAACUGAUUUAAGUGAUGAGAAAUUACAAGAAACUUUUGGAAAAUUGAAUAAACCUACUUUGGUUCUUUAUUCUGGUGAAGAUCAAUUCUUCCCUGAUGGCGUUGAUAUUGGGAAAGUUUUACAAAGAUGGGAAAGUUUUACUAAACCUGGUGUUUGGUCAAAAUAUAGUUUAGUUAUUGAUGGUGCUACACAUAAUAUUGGUGAAGGUUCUAAAGAAGGGAGUGUUGACGUCUUGAUAAAGCAAGUACAAUCAUUUAUUAAUGAGUUAUAA
Molecule: messenger RNA, 873 nt
Organism: Hansenula ciferrii
Lineage: Eukaryota; Fungi; Ascomycota; Saccharomycetes; Phaffomycetales; Wickerhamomycetaceae
Exons: 1
Coding region: 1-873 (290 amino acids)
Source: RefSeq, a predicted model, not a curated record